Molecule: messenger RNA, 4336 nt
Organism: Postia placenta MAD-698-R-SB12
Lineage: Eukaryota; Fungi; Basidiomycota; Agaricomycetes; Polyporales; Adustoporiaceae
Exons: 19
Coding region: 1-4089 (1362 amino acids)
Biological process (GO): regulation of DNA-templated transcription; chromatin remodeling
Cellular component (GO): nucleus; chromatin
Source: RefSeq, a predicted model, not a curated record
AUGGCGUCUGCGCUUCGUGAGUCGCUCGAGGAUGUCGACGUCGAUGGCUCGUUCGGCAACGGGAAAAUCGGAGGACGGUACAGGAGAGGAUGGUCGCUGUCGUUUGAGCAUACUGCCUUGUCAGGACACGGGCGGUGGAAAAUGGGAGCUCGCAAGCAUAUCAAAAUGUCGGACAUGGACAUCCUUGCGGCAAUGGGCAUAUCUGGCUUUGGCAAGAAGCCAAAGCAGAGGCAGCUAGACCCACGCCGAUUUGACAAGAACAAACGCGAGGACCAGACUUUUGCACCUUCUACAGAGGUCAAGGAGGAGCCUGAUGCUUCUUCAUCCAAGGCUCUUUCUCAGACCUUCCUUCAUCAGGAGGAGCCCGAGUUUGACCCAGACGACAUCGGUCCCCCUCCGCCACCACACGCUGCAAACACUGACACACAUGAGGAAGGAGAGCCUGAGUUCGACCCCUCUGACGAAGAGGACUCAGGCCUGCCAGACUUCCCGAUAACGCAUGAGCUGAUUCUCAAGGACCAUACAAAAGUUGUCUCGGCGCUCACCCUCGACCCGUCGGGGGCCCGGGUCCUAUCGGGCUCUCAUGACUACGAUUGUGUAAGCCAUUCAAGACAUGGGAGCCCGCGAGUACUUACUACGUACGUCCUUUUUCCAAAUUCGCAGGCCAUUCACGACCUCAAGUACUCCAAUGAUGGGCAACAGUUCCUCGUCAUCUCUGGUACCCUGCAAGCAAAAUUAUACGACCGAGAUGGUGAAGAGCUAAUACAGCGUGAGCCUUCUGCACAACGUGUCUUGACGCAAGUUGACUAUUCAACAAUCAGGAUCUGGGACCUUGAAAACAAGCGGAAACAGAAGACCGCCAUUGUAGUCAAGUCUAAGGAACGCGCUUGCUUGGACGGCACACUUCACAUGUGGCAGACCAAAUCAAAUUUUGUCCGGCCGAGUAUGACGGUCGAAGGUGCUUUCGUCAAGAACACCGAGCCUGGAUCACUGGUGUUUUCUAUCGAUGGACGUACAGUUCUCACCCGAGGCGGGGACGACACCGUGAAACUUUGGGACCUUCGGGCGUUCAAAAAGCCGCUUGCUGAGCGUACCGGACUUACGACUCUCUACCCAACCACGAAUGCGAUCUUCAGCCCGGACGAUAAAUAUGUCGUCACAGGAAGUGCCGCUACGGCAAAAGGAGGCAAGGGGCGACUCAUGAUCCUACGGAAGGACAAUCUCGAGUCGGUGAAGGAGCUCGAAGUGGAUACAACUCCAGUGAAAGUUGCCUGGCAUUCGAAAAUCAACCAGUCAUCUAUCAACGGUGCCAAGCUUCCGCUCAACAAGGGCCCUCCCAGGAAGGCCACCAUCGAAGACAUGUCAGACGCUGUCUCCGCUCCCACUAUCCUCACGCCGCAUGCACUGCCAAUGUUCCGGGAUGGUGAUGGCAUCGCCCGAGGGGGCAAACGAAAGAGGGAGAAAGAUCGCUUGGAUCCCCGCAAAAGCCGAAGGCCCGAGCUACCCGUCACUGGACCAGGUCGUGGGGGACGUGUGGGUGCGAGCGCAACGCAACACGUUGUGCAAAAUCUGGUGCGAGACACGACGAGAGACGAAGACCCGCGCGAAGCGCUGCUCAAGCUUGCAGAUGCCGACCAAGACCCUGUGUGGACAGCGGCGCGUAUAAAGACUCUAGCCCAACUUCGGAUCUCCUGUUCCCCCAAAUCCACCCCUGCCCCUCUGCCCUCCCGUCACUCCCCCGUGACUGUCACGCGUCGCCUCCCCCCAACCAUGUCCGACGCGUCCCCCCCGCCCGGCAUCAACGGCCACCACGUCUCCGACUCCCCUGCCGUCGACUCCCCCGCCACCCCCGUCGACAACACCACGUCCCCCGAUAUCAAGAUUGAUGUCGACUACGCCGCUACAGAGUCCGACGCGCGCCACGAGCUCGUCACGGUCAAAAUGGACACGUCCGAGGACGCGUCUCUGCAGCCGCAGGUGGGCACUCCAACGGAUCCAGCCACCAUCCCCAUUGCGCCUCCGAAGGGUACCCCUCCGCCUUCAACCGGUCAACUCCUCGAGGACGUCCGGAUGGCCGAAGAAGCGCUACCUACAGAGGACAGCGACGUGCACAUGGCAGACAUUGACACUGACACGAAGCCCUCGGCUCUUAAUGGACUCUCUAACGGGCACACCGUCGAGGCCACUGCACCCACUUCUUUACCCGCUGUAUCGUCGAUUGAGACUGCUGUCGCCUCAACAGCUCCUGGUUCUCCGUACCCUAAUAAUACAACUAGUGAUCACGAUGAUGAUAAACCUCCACCCGCUAAGAGAGCACGGAAGUAUUCGGACGCAGAGAGAGCUUCGCUUGCCAAUACCGGCACUUCCCCUCCAGCGUCGUCGCCUGAGCCAUUGUCUACUGUCCGUCUGCCUACGCCGACAGCACGUGCAGGGGAUCCAACUCUUACAACGGCACAGUGGCGGUUUUCAACGUCAACGAUACGCACUUUGAAGAAGAUGAAAGACACUGGUCCUUUUCUGCAUCCAGUUGAUCCAGUAGCCUUGAACAUUCCUCAUUAUCCUUCCAUUGUCAAGAAUCCAAUGGAUUUCACGACCAUCGAGCGAAAAAUGGCGUCGUCGAAUCCGAUUAAACGGGACUCCAACAACGCUAACCCUCGCUACAACCAUGUCGACGAAUUCAUCGCAGACGUAAGGCUUAUCUUCACCAACUGUGUCCUCUUCAAUGGCCCAGAUCAUCCCAUCACGGCUAUGGGGAAGCGCGUCGAGGCUGUUUUUGACAAACAGAUCAAGCAACUGCCUGCUGCAGAAGAGCCGAAGGUACUUCCGAAGAAAGUUGCGACCCCUCCGCCUCCACCGCCUCAGCCAAAGCGGCAACCUGCACGGCGACCGUCUGUUGCUGUCCCUGUCAUUCGCCGGAUCGAGGAGCCUGUUCAGGGUGGUCGGCCAAAGCGCGAGAUACACCCUCCUCCUCCCAAAGAUCUUCCCUAUGAAGCCCCCAAGAAGCCGCGCAAGGCCAAGAUGCCCAAGAAUGAUGCUUAUGUUGACCAGUUCAAGCAUUGCGAGAAAAUUCUCAAGGAGCUACAUAAGAAGAGUUUAUACAACCUUGCGCACCCAUUCUACGAGCCAGUCGAUUGGGUCAAGAUGGAGAUCCCACAGUACCCAAAAAUUAUCAAGAAGCCAAUGGACCUUUCGACAAUCAGGCGGAAACUCGCCGACGGCGAGUAUACCACCCCGGACAAGUUCCGGGAAGACUUCAAGCUGAUGGUUCGCAAUUGCCUCACGUUCAACCCGCCAAAGAACCCUGUUCAUGAGUCGGGGAAGGAGCUGGAUAGAGUCUUCGAUGAAAAAUGGCUCCACCUUCCGCCGCUGCAUUCACAGGAUCCAUCUGACGAGGAGGAUGAUUAUGACGAAGAUGACAGUGAGGAGGAUCGUCUACCAGGCAUGAUUGCGAACAUGGAGAAUCAAAUUCUGCACAUGAAGAACAAUCUGGAUGUAUUGAAACGAAAGGCAAAACCGGAGAAGGAGAAGAGGAAGAAGGAGAAGAAGGUCGCGCAGCCUGUUGCUAGUACCUCCAAGGCCCUUCCAAAGCAGCCCAAGGCGACGCCAGCGGCGAACGGCCGGAAGAAGACUAAGAAGCCUAUAACCGACGACGAUGUUCUCACUUUCGAACAGAAGAAAGAUCUCAGCGACACGAUCGGAAAGCUGGAUGGCGCGAAGCUUGAGAAAGUCAUUCAGAUUAUACAUGAGGGCGUGCCUGAGAUUCGAGACAGCACGGAAGAGAUCGAGCUUGAGAUCGACCAACUACCUGCGACUGUGCUCACCAAGCUGUACAACUUCGUCAUUCGACCUAUUCGGGCGAACCAGACGAAGCGGCCUCGAACAGGCAAGGGUACAGGUACAGGAGGGCUUAAGCGGAAGAGCAUGGACGAGGACGUUGAGGCGGCAAAGAUCCGCGCACUGGAGGAGAGGAUGAAACUCUUCGAGGGGCGUGGGUCGGCCGGCGCGGCCAGCGACGCUCAACCAGCCGACGACAGCGAACAUUCCUCGGCAGAAUCAAGCGACGAGAGUUCUGCAAGCGAUUCAGAGUGAUCAGGUUGCGGCUCCUUGGCCUGCUCCUUCCAGUUGCUGUUUUCCGUUCUCGGUCUGAUUCUUGUCAUCUCUGUCUUCGUUUCGACAUUCUGCAGCGUCUUACAUACAAUUGUCUAUCAUCACUCAGCGUACAUACAAAAUUAUGAUCCGCACUGUAGCUAGUUAGUACUAUUAUUCACUAUACAUCUUGUUUCGCGCCCAUAGACCGGUGUAGUUGUGCUAAUACGAUCAUUGUUCGAACGGGAAU